CGGGAGACAGUUUGAGAACCAGAGCCCUCCUGGACUCGAGCUCCUGGAAAUGGGAUCGACAACAUUUUGGGGAUUGAGGUUUGAAUGGAUUUCUGUCGAGGCUAAGAGCUGUCUCCACAACUUCGUCUCCAGCUCCUCCUCCGGCCGUCGUUUUUCCAAAGUCCGGCGGAGAAAUGAGAUGUCCUUUUGCUGCGACGCGAGCCGACGACACCUCUGGUGGAAACCUAAAUUAUCGGACGCUACUGCGAUUUCCGGUAGAGAGCCUAGGGAACAACAUUAUUAUGUAACUCAUAGUUGCUUUGCCAAAAUUCAUGAGCUUGUUAGAUCUCCCCUUCCCUUCCUGACGAAUUCAACUCCAAGCAAGUUUUGGAUUUUGUUAUGUGUUGCCAUUGUUGUUUUGGUUACGGCCGUCCGAGCGUUUGCGGUGAGGAAGUCGAGAUACAAGCGUCCUGGUUCCGUCGCUGAUCUCGUGAGACGUGGCCAGCUUAGAUACGAUUCAAGAGGCAUAUCAAGGCCUCUCAAGUAUGAAGACCCAUUCAAUAACCCCCUAGUAAAGGUUAGCAAAAGCAAAUCAACCGUUGAGAUGUGUGGAAAGCUUUACCGCUUGGCCCCAGUGACUCUUACUGAAGAGCAGCAAGCCAUCCACCAGAGAAGGAGAUCACGGGCCUACCGGUGGAAGCGGCCAACUAUGUUUCUUAAAGAAGGAGACUCUCUACCUCCCGAUGUUGAUCCUGACUCUAUCAGGUGGAUUCCCGCCAAUCAUCCUUUUGCAACUACUGCUGCUGACAUCGAUGAGAACUUCGCGCAAAACAAUGUCUAUCAAAAGCAUGGAGUUCCUUUGCGUAUCCAAGCAGAGCAUGAAGCCCUCCACAGAAAGCUCGAAGCCCUUGAAAGUGAGCAAACACUCAACAGGUUGAUGCUAGAUCCUACCAACGGUCAAGAUUUUGAUAGACCUUUGAAGUCCCACGUCAAAUCAAAUGGCCAAGCAGAGAAGACUUCCAUUAACAAUCAGGUGAGUGACCCAGAUAAAGUUGAGAGUCCAUCAGCAUCUGAGGAAAACCCGGGUCCUUAGUUGGCAUACCGCUCAUCUGCCAGAAAUGCUCAAGGUAAAGCUGCUUUGAGGGAAUUAGUGAAUCUCCACUUUAACACAAGUGUAGAUUUGAAUUUGCUCCGAAAUUUUGCCCUGUUGAUCUGGUAGCCUCAAAAGUUGCGAUUUGUAUAGGCGAUGACUGUACAUACUAAAUACUACGUGUGCACUCAGCUCCCAACUUCUGCACUUGUUCCAUCCUCACCACUAACAAAAUUAACCAACGGUGGGCAGAGGUUUUGGAAUUUGCUUUAUUGCAAUGGUGAUGAAAGUUUGAUUUGGAUUCUGGAAUA
Molecule: messenger RNA, 1380 nt
Organism: Neltuma alba
Lineage: Eukaryota; Viridiplantae; Streptophyta; Magnoliopsida; Fabales; Fabaceae
Product: protein MULTIPLE CHLOROPLAST DIVISION SITE 1
Exons: 5
Coding region: 50-1072 (340 amino acids)
Biological process (GO): chloroplast fission
Cellular component (GO): chloroplast; chloroplast inner membrane
Source: RefSeq, a predicted model, not a curated record